Linderina pennispora is the source of this 1091-nucleotide messenger RNA. RefSeq names its product ribonuclease T2. NCBI's taxonomy places the organism in Eukaryota, Fungi, Kickxellomycota, Kickxellomycetes, Kickxellales, Kickxellaceae. Gene Ontology annotation, biological process: RNA catabolic process. Gene Ontology annotation, molecular function: ribonuclease T2 activity; RNA binding. The coding region runs from base 78 to 1091 and encodes 337 amino acids. Gene Ontology annotation, cellular component: extracellular region. The record is from RefSeq and is a predicted model, not a curated record. The transcript has a single exon.
CACCAACUUCUGCAUACACCUGCACCCUCAACAAGUCUCUGCAUUAAAACCCCUCCACCAAAUUCCAGCCAACUACCAUGCGCUUCGCCUCCAUUACCUUCAUUGCCUGCGCCGUCCUCAUCGCCUCGCCCGAUAUCGCCAUGGGCGCCUCCACUGGCUCCAAGGGAUCGGCUGUUGGUUCCAAGGGAACAACAGGCAAGGCCAAGUCUUCUCCUGCAGUCAAGUCAAAGGCGCCGGCUCUCCCUAAAUCGAAGGCGCCAGUUCUUCCCAAGUCCAAGUCGGCACCCCCAACCAAGUCCAAGUCGGCAGCACCCACUGCGCCCGCGACUAAGGCCACCGCAUCGCACAUGGCCACCUCAACUAGCGCCACACCUACCUCAACCAACCUGACGCACGACAAGUGUCCAACCGGCGUCCUCUCGUGCUCCAAGCAGACCAAGACCACGGAUCACUGCUGCUUCGAGGAGAACGGCCAGUACGUCCUGUCGCAGCAAUGGACCAAGGGGCUGGGCACCGAUGAUUACUUCACCAUGCACGGUCUGUGGCCAAACACCUGCGCGGGUAAAUUGACCCCUUCUGCCGGAUGCGACAGUUCACGGGUGUACAAGAAAGUGGAGGCGCUGAUCAAGCCGCUGAAGCCUGCGCUGGUGACUGAUAUGACAAAGUACUGGCCGUCGAAGGGCAAGCCCAAUGAUGAGUUCUGGGGCCAUGAGUGGUCGAAGCACGGUACCUGUGUGAGUACCCUGCGCCCACAGUGCUACAAGUCGUACAGCAAGAACCAGGACAUCGUCGACUACUUCACCAAUGCCAUGAACCUGCACAAGAAGUACGACUAUGCUGCUGCCCUGAAGAAGCACAGCAUUGUGCCGGACAACACGAACCUUGUCAAGGCUGCCGACUUCAAGAAGGCUAUCCACACUGAGCAUGGCGUCAAUGUCGUGCUCAAGUGCAAGACUAACCCUGCCACCAAGGUCAGCGAGCUCAACGAGGUCUGGACUUACUUCAGUGUUCAGGAUCUGAACACUUACAUUGCGGCUCAGCCGAGUAGCAGCGACACAUGCCCCACGCAAUUCAUGUACUUUAAGAAGUAG